AUAACUGAGUUUUGCUCUUUCUCUCACUCUCUGUCUCUUUCUCUUUCUUAUGUUCCCUCCUUCUAGAAUAUAAAUUCACGAGAGAGAAACUCAAAAAUCUUUCGAUUCAGGAGAGAAAUUUUGGAUGAUAAUAAAAUUGGAGGGUUAUCGUGGCAGGAUCCCGAGGCCAAAUCUAGCUUCAAUUCUUCAAAUCUCGAAGGGGGAGAGAAAAACGAACAACGCUUGUUGUUGAUUCUUGAAGUUGAAUCGAAUCAUAGAAAUAGACCCAGAUAGGUAAAUAGGGUUUAGAGAUAAAAAGGUGAAGUGGGGUUGUGUAAAGUUUGGGUUUGGUUGUUGUUGUUGUUGUUCGGUGGGUGAAAGGGAAAGAUGACGGAUGUGAUACUGCAUAUAUACGAUGUGACAAAUAGUGGAUCGGAGAAAACCAACAACACCAUUGUUCAGAUCAACAAGAUCUUCAAGGAUGGGAUUGGUCUUGGUGGCAUCUUCCAUAGCGCUGUUCAGGUUUAUGGAGAUGAUGAAUGGUCAUUUGGAUUCUGUGAGCAGGGUACUGGAGUUUUUAGUUGCCCUUCUGGAAAGAAUCCAAUGUAUACAUAUCGUGAAUCCAUUGUUCUGGGGAAAACAAACUUUUCCAUUUUCAAGGUAAAUCAAAUAUUAAGAGAACUCAGUAGAGAGUGGCCUGGAAGUUCGUAUGAUCUAUUGGCCAAAAACUGCAAUCACUUCUGUGACGAAUUUUGUGAAAGGCUUGGUGUACCAAAACUUCCAGGUUGGGUCAAUAGGUUUGCCAAUGCUGGUGAUACUGCUAUGGAAGUGGCUGGAAAUACAGCAUUGCGGUUCCGGCAAGCCAAAACAGAAAUUGUAACAGCAAGCAAAGUAGCAUACCGGUUCCUCUUAGGUGUUACCAAUAAUGUUACCAAUAAUGUUAAAAAUGGUCCAGACUCCCCUAACAAUUCAAACAGAGGGGGGUCCCCUAGAUUUCAAGCUUCUUGGUUGAAAAAUAUUAUUACUAAUGGUGCAAAACCAUCUACAAGUUCAGAAGGUGAGAAUCAGAAUGGUGUUGUGUCGCCAUCGCCGUCACCAUCAGUGUCGGGAGAAGAUGGCAAAGCGCUGCUACAGAGUUCAUCUUCACAUGAUAGUUGAGGGAGUCUUGCUUUGCCAAAGCAUAGUCAUGCUGUGUAUUGUAAUUUGUAAGUCACGAAAAGGAAACGAAAUUUUACAUGCUAUUCAUUUGUGUAUCAAAUGUAAAAUUUUUCUUUCUUGUUCAACUCAAAUUUUAUUGGUGCUUCGUAAGACUGACUAUGUUCUUUGAAGGGUAAUUCUACUGUUUUCUUUUUCCUCUCU
This is a messenger RNA of Abrus precatorius (Indian licorice), 1338 nucleotides long. RefSeq lists its product as uncharacterized. The coding region runs from base 367 to 1137 and encodes 256 amino acids. Gene Ontology annotation, biological process: protein deubiquitination. The record is from RefSeq and is a predicted model, not a curated record. Gene Ontology annotation, molecular function: deubiquitinase activity. Lineage: Eukaryota; Viridiplantae; Streptophyta; Magnoliopsida; Fabales; Fabaceae. The transcript has 4 exons.